AUGACAAGAAAAAAAGCAAGGAAAACCAUAAAUACUGCAAGUACUAGUAGUUAUACUUUUACUGAUGCUGAAAGAAUGAAAGAAAAUUUUUUUGCUCAUACUACGGUUCGACAAGCUCAAAAAAUUAGCGGUGAUGCAGGUAUUGCUGAGAUUGAUAGCGACAUUGAGAAAAUAAAACUUUCGGCUAAUGAAGAAAUAUUUAAUGCUAAUAAACAACAACUAAUUAGUAAAAUGCAAGACCUUGUUAAUAAAUGUCAAGUGACUAGUGCCACUUCAGUUGAAGUAGAAAAAUUAGAACCUAAACAUCAAAAAGAACUUUUAGAUUUAGAAAGUCAAGCCAGAGCAGCCGAAAGUGCUUAUAAAGAAAACUUACAAAAAGCAAAUGAUGAAACUGAUGAAAAAAAGAAAGCAGAAUUUAUUGUUCUCGCUAAUCGUGCUGCUCGGGAUGCGGAAAAAAUUAAGCAAAAGAUAAAAACUAAUCCUUUGAUGGAAGUUGGUAAUUUCAAUUAUUUAGAUGACUUAAAGAAAUUAGCCAAGGGUAAUGUUCCUAAAAAUGCUAGUUCGGAUAGAAAAACACCUCACAACAAUCCUAAUAAUAAUCACCAAGACAGUGAUAAUUUUUUAACUAAAUAUCGUAAGGAAAUUUUCAUGGCAGUAGUUGGAUUAGGGAUAAUCAAGCGAAAUUUACUACUGUUAACUGUCGGAGUAGGAUUAGCCUAUUACUUUUUCAUUUACUUACCCGAAGAAGAGGAAGAAAAUAAUAAAAAGAGACAAAAUAAUCAGCAUUCAUCGACCUCUUCUCUAAUUGGUGAAUAUCAAAAAUUUGCUUCUCUAUUUCCAAAUGGCGAUAAAGAUGAAAGGUUUUAUUUCUCGCGGGCUGCUCCUUAUACUAUUCAUUUCCCACCUUCUUUACAAGAAUACUACGAAAAGGAAAGAGUAGAAUCUAACCCAGUAAGAGGUGAAAAAGACAGAAAUAAAAAAGACAAUAGUGCUAUUUUUUACGGAGCUCCGGGAAUUGUAAAAGAUUAUGGGUUUGAGCGAGAGGAUAAUGGCGAAGUGCGUUAUAUUCUCUUUGUUGAUGAAGCCAAUCAGAUUAGUAAUAAUUCACUUAUUUUUCAACCAAAUCAACUGAAAUUUCUUAAAGAUUGUUUAGAAAGAGUCAAUCAGAAUGAAAGAAGCAAUAAUCUUUGGGUAUUUGCUACUAACCAUUUAGAUCAGAUUGAAGAAGCAGUCUAUCGCGAAGGAAGGUUAAGCAAUCCUUUAGAUUUUAAAACCGAAGAAGAUGAGAGAGAUGAAAGCGGAAAAAAAACAGGAAAUAAAGUUAAAGAAGAUAUUGAGAUUGGUGAAUUUUUAGAAUUCUUUUGGUAUGUUAAGAAAAAAUAUCUAUCAAGUUAUGACGGAAGCUUUGAAAACAUUAGCAAAUUAACUACCGAAACAGUCUUAGAUACUCGUUUAGUUGAGUUAAUUGAAGUUUUGGAUGAAAAAUUGCGCAAGUUAGUUGAGGAAGUUAAUAAAAGCCGACUUGAAGGAAAAGAACAAAUUAUGGGCGGCAUUGACCGGAUAAUAAAAAGACUUUGUGCUUGUAUAGGAUGUGCAGUAGGAAUAGGAUUAUGUGUAGCAAGUGCGGGAAUGGCUACUCCUUUUGUGGCUGCUAACCAAGAAAAUGAAGAAGCUGAAAAGCGAUUAAUGGAAGAUAAACGCUACAAAGAUAUCUCCGAUGCUACUAAAAAACAAUUUCAAGACAAUCAAAAUAAUCAAAACUUAUUACUGAACCUUGCUGGUAAACUUAAUGGAACAGUUCCUCGUGAAUCUCAUGAGACUGAUGAAUAUUUAAAACAGCAAAUCGCUAUCGUUCAAAGUAGUUUAAAAGCUGGUGAAGAAAGAUAUAAUCAAUUACUUGCUGAUUUAGACAAAGUUAGAAAAGAAAUCUUAGGAGGAUUUAAUUUUAUGAAACUCCUCGGUUUUGAUAAAAUGAAAACCAUGGAUAAGCAAAUUAGUAAAGUAUUAAAAACACCUAAUAUUAAGGAUUUUGGACUUGCUUAUCCUACGGUAGAGAUGGAUUUUGAGUUAUUAAAAAAAGUCUUAACCGACUUAGAUAAUUUCUUAAAAGAAAAUGCUUCACCGCAGACGCAGGAUAAAGCAAGUGGUGAUAAAAGUAGGAGAAAUAAAGCAAAUAGAGAGUGUUAUCAUGAAAAGAUAACUAGUAAAUUAUCAGAAAAUUUCACGACUCAAGAACAAUUAAAGCAAACUUAUCAAGAAGUAGUCCGAGAACUUAAUCAAUUAGCUAGAAGUAAAGGUAUUGAUGAUCCAAUAGAUUUACCUAGCAAAAACACUAACCCUUCAACUAAUCCUCAAGAAUCUUUUCCUUGA
Molecule: messenger RNA, 2370 nt
Organism: Ambispora leptoticha
Lineage: Eukaryota; Fungi; Glomeromycota; Glomeromycetes; Archaeosporales; Ambisporaceae
Source: the annotation of a GenBank genome assembly